AUAGUUUCAGUCGAGUACGGAGUGUGCUGCCACAUGGUUACUCCAUAACAAAUAUAUAUAAACUUAUUAAGUACUUGUGGCAAAAAGGUUAAGCUUCAACUGAACUGCGUGAUAAAUCGGCAAUUACGAGAACUUAAACUUCGAUUUAAACGUUGGGUUAACUGAACGUGCGGUUCAAGUGGAGAAAUUUCCAUUCGCACUUUGCACGGAGUAUUUGGUGCCGCAGUACGGAUUCCAUCGAUAACCUUAUCAUUUCAACACGCAUAUUUCGAUAAUCUAAACAGGGCUACUUAAGACUUAAUCUAAUAACACCUGCUACACCAAUAAUUUAUUAUAAAUAAAAAAAAUUAAACAAUACAACAACAUGGCCGCACAAAGUAAACUUAUGGAGGCAGCUAUCAACUGCAGUUGCCGGGACUAUCUCCAUCCUUGGACUUCGAGCUGUGUCAAUGCUGCAGCCGGAAUUAUGCUCACCACCAUUCCAACUGCUUUUCGCACCUAUACCAUGGUUUAUCUGUUCGCGCUUAUCGUGAGGAUGCGCAUUCCCACGCUAAAGGACUUAAAACGCACAAUUGAGGGCAUUUUUAAGUCAACAGCUUUCCUAACGACAAAUGCCUAUGGAUUUAACCUGUGCGUUUGCCUUUUCCGUCUUAUGCUGGGUCGCUUCUACUUUAGCACAAUUGCCUAUAUUCCCACGUUUGUCGCCAGCAUUAUCUCAUUGUUUAUUGAGCGUCCGGAGCGACGCACGCCGUUGGCUCUUUAUGUGGCAAAUGUGUCGACGGAGUCGCUGUGGAAAAUGCUGGAGGCACGUGGAAUUGUGCGUUCCAUACCCAAUGGACAGGUUCUGGUGCUUGGUUGCAGCAUUACCGCUCUGCUCUAUAUGUAUCGACUUGGUGUGCAUCAGACCAAGGUCAAGGAUGCCACAUUUAAGGCGCUGCAGUUGUUAAUUGGCAAAGAGGAGCAGGGUCCGAUCAAAGAGUCUCCUCCGAAACGCUCAAGCCAGCAGCCUUUGAACUUCUCCAACAUCUCCGCGUAUGUACAGCUCUAUCAGCGGCUUCGCAACACCAAACAUCACAGUUGUCCACAUCGACUUGGAUGCAGUAGCUAUGCUGUGGUGGGUGGAUUGAAACCCUUUCUUGGUGGUGUCGGUGUCCAAGUGGGUCUGAAACUGCUGCUGAGCAUUCCCAACAUGAUCAAAAUGAAAAUGGACUGGCGCAAGCAAAUUUUCAACAAAGGCAACCUGAAGCUGGGAUUGGCUUUGGGAAGCUAUUCACUACUCUAUAAGAUGAUUUCUUGCGGCCUACGACACUCGUGUGGUUACGACAGCGCCCUCUUUGCGAUACCCGCUGGAUUGUUGGGUUCGAUUGGACUGCUGCAGUUCCCCAACAUCACCAUCUCCAUGUAUGUGAUGUGGAAGGCACUACAGCUGCUGUACAAUUGGGGCCAUGAGGAGGGUGUACUGCCGAACAUACCCUACUUUAAUAUGAUAUUGUAUUCCGCCUGCACAGCUCUGCUUUUCCACUGCGCUAUAUUGGAGCCAAGCUCGAUGCGCAGCAGCUACUAUAAGUUCCUCAUGGAUAUCUCGGGCACCAGAUUAUGUCGCUUCGAUAUAAGUCCAUUUGAUGCCUACGGACUGGGUGGUCAAGGUCAAAGGAGUGAUGUAAUCAAAAGACUCAAAAUAGACAUGAGCCAAGCACUGCCAAAGAUACCGCUGGUUGUUUAAACGAAUUUAGUUUUAUGUUAAUGCAAAUGGUUACUUGAUAUUAGUGCUAAGGGUCAGUUAAGGAUAGUUACUGCAAUUAUUUGACUGCCCAGUCGGAAAUAAAAUUGUAACAGACACAAAAAGUUCAAA
This is a messenger RNA of Drosophila innubila, 1852 nucleotides long. Its product is annotated as transmembrane protein 135-like. Lineage: Eukaryota; Metazoa; Arthropoda; Insecta; Diptera; Drosophilidae. The coding region runs from base 365 to 1723 and encodes 452 amino acids. The transcript has 4 exons. The record is from RefSeq and is a predicted model, not a curated record.